Molecule: messenger RNA, 1841 nt
Organism: Suillus clintonianus
Lineage: Eukaryota; Fungi; Basidiomycota; Agaricomycetes; Boletales; Suillaceae
Product: phosphoprotein phosphatase
Exons: 16
Coding region: 80-1708 (542 amino acids)
Cellular component (GO): nucleus; cytosol
Molecular function (GO): protein serine/threonine phosphatase activity; protein binding
Source: RefSeq, a predicted model, not a curated record
CUCGACCCUAGUUAAUGUAAAGCCACCGAUUAGUUGCAGAUCGCGACACACUUCCUAGCUAGUGAGCGUCUUUCAAAGCAUGAGUGAUUCAUCGUCAACGUUGUCUUCCGCGUCUCCUUCUCAGGCAUCAACCGCGUUAUCAUCUCUGCCCUCUCCGGAGAUCCAAUCACUGAGUCUAGGAGAUGUGACAGACGAGGAUCGGGCGCAGGCCGCUAAGAUCAAGACACAGGCAAAUCAAGCGUUUGCAAGUCAUAACUUCGUGGAGGCCGUCAGACUCUACUCUCAGGCCAUAGAGCUGAACCCGAUAGAUGCAACGUAUUGGUGCAAUCGUGCCGCAGCUCGGACAAAAUUAGAAGAAUAUGGUUUCGCGCUCACGGAUGCUUCAAAGGCCAUCGAAGUCGAUCCUAAAUAUGCCAAGGCUUAUUACCGCCGCGCGACAUGCUAUCUACAGAUUGCGAAACCUCAGCUAGCGAUCGCGGAUUUCAAGAAAGUCGUCGUGCUAGAGCCUAGAAAUACGGUCGUCCAGUCACAGCUCACAGCUACCCAAAAGCUCGUGCGCAGGAUAGAAUUCGAGAAGGCAAUUGAAGUAGAAGGGGAGAAAGACGCCGUAGAAAGAUGUCAUGAGAUCAUCGCAGAAGGCGGCUGUGAGGUCGAAAAAGCAUAUGCUGGUCCACAUUUGAGUACCGGGGAGGAUGGAAAAUAUGCGAUGACGGAGGAGUUUAUCAAAGGAAUGAUCGAAUGGUUCAAGUUGGGCAAAAAUCUUCCAAGACGCUACGCAUGGGAGAUUAUUCUUAGGGCAUGUUCGCAUUUUAUGAAAGAAGAAAGUCUUGUAAACUUGGACCUGCAAGAAGGCAUGACGUGCGAUGUUAUCGGAGAUGUCCACGGGCAAUUCUACGAUUUAUUGCAUCUAUACUCGUUGACGGGUACACCCACCGAGAAGCAUUGUCUUCUUAUGAAUGGCGAUCUUGUUGAUCGAGGAUCAUGGUCUAUUGAGGUUAUUCUUACCGCUUUCGCGUACAAAUGGUUAUACCCCGCACGCAUGUUCAUCAAUAGAGGUAAUCACGAAGCAAAAGACAUGAACCGAACAUAUGGCUUUGAAGGCGAGGCAAAGCACAAACACGGAGAGCAAACUUACAAAUUAUUCGCUCACGUUUUCACCACUUUACCAUUGGCCACGCUUGUGAGCGCCACGAAAGCACCUACCAAAAAAAGCGAUACAACGAUUCUGUCACCAGAAGGACUCAAGAGAUACUUUGUCGUGCAUGGUGGGCUAUUUAGUAAAGAUGGUGUCACCCUCGAUGAAGUUCGCAAAAUUCCUCGAAUUGGACGGCAGCCAGGUCAAGAGGGUUUAAUGUCCGAUCUCCUCUGGACUGAUCCUCAAACACUUCCUGGUCGCGGGCCAAGCAAACGCGGUGUCGGCAUCGCUUUUGGUCCUGACGUCACGAAGAGGUGGUGUACAUUAAAUGGCGUUACUUCUAUUAUUCGGAGCCAUGAAGUCCGCCAGGACGGGUAUGCCAUAGAGCACGAUGGCCUCUGCACAACCGUCUUUUCAGCUCCAAAUUAUGUGGACCAAGUGGGAAACAAGGGGGCGUUUAUACGAAUAGAUGCAGAAGGAGAACAAAAGUACACCCAAUUCGAGGCCACACCUCAUCCGACAAUGAAACCGAUGGCAUACGCACAAGGGGGUCUGGCGAACUUGAUGAUGUAGAUCCUCAGGCGAAUCUUUCACUGUGCAUGAUUUAGGUGUAUGAGAAUAGAGUCACGUAGAAUCACGUAAUGGGCAUGGGCGCGUGGGAAUCUUGCUACUUGUAGUCACCAGUUGCUCGUUUGGACGCUUAACA